AUGAAUGAAUUUCCAAAGGUACUACAUCCUUACAUUAAGCAGGUACACAAUGUAGAAGGUGAUGGAUAUUGCGGAUUCCAUGCAAUCGCUUCUUGUCUUGGUCUUCAUCAAGAUGAAAGGUACCAAAUUCGGGUUAAUUUAAUGGAAGAGUUAGAAACACAUACUACUGAAUAUGGCGACAUGUUUGGAAGUGAAUAUCGGUUUCAAUUAUAUAACUCUUUGAAUUUCUUUGGCGAAGAAGCGCCACUUCAAAACUGGAUGAUUAUGCCUGAUACAGGUGUCCUAAUUGCUUCAAGAUACAACGUGGUAUUACAUUGUUUUAUCCGACACGCAAGCACAACGUACUUACCACUUCGAUCUACUCCACCACCAGCCCAUGAACGCAUUGUUAUUGCAAUUGGCCUCAUCUAUGGUAAUCAUUAUGUCAAGAUAGAGCUAGAAGGAGAGUACCCGAUGCCUCCUAUUGCACCACAAUGGAUUCAUUGCAAACGUCCAUGUGCAGCUGAAUGGGUCACCCCGUAUAUCGAACGGCUAAAUAUGUAUAAUCAUUAUUAUCGUGCUAGUUUUAAUGGCUAA
Lactuca sativa (garden lettuce) is the source of this 576-nucleotide messenger RNA. RefSeq lists its product as uncharacterized. The record is from RefSeq and is a predicted model, not a curated record. Lineage: Eukaryota; Viridiplantae; Streptophyta; Magnoliopsida; Asterales; Asteraceae.